Molecule: messenger RNA, 701 nt
Organism: Leptonychotes weddellii (Weddell seal)
Lineage: Eukaryota; Metazoa; Chordata; Mammalia; Carnivora; Phocidae
Source: RefSeq, a predicted model, not a curated record
CUUUCCUGCAGCGCACAAAAGGGCCAGUGCCGCAGGCUCUGGACGCCCAGGUGCCACCAGUCACCCCUCGGCCACUCCUGCGGCACCAUGAACACCCCGUGGCUGGGGCUGGUGCUAGCUCUGCUCGGGGGCCCCCACGUCCUGCACACGGGCCCCCAGGACCCCAACAUCGAUGAGAAUAUGGUCAACGGCGACUGGUUCUCAAUAGCCCAGGCUUCUGACGAACCAAAACUCCUGUGGAAGGACUCACACAUGAUGUUCUUCAUCCGCAAAACCCACGUAACCCUCAAGACCAUAGAGUUCCAUCUCUACAGGAGAUUCGCAGAUGCUGGCCACAACAUGAUCUUCCUAGAGGAGGUGGACCCCUCUCACUUCCUCAUCUUCUGCAUCCACAACCACUGGCACAGAAAGGAGACGGUGGUGGUGAACCUCCUCAGCUGGACCCCUACCGCGAGCUGUGACAUCAUGCAGACAUUUAGGAAUUACUGCAAAAGCCACGGGAUUAGCCCGGCCAACAUCAUCAACCUGACCCGAACGGACCACUGCCUGCGUGCCCGACAGUAGGCAGGCCGCUGGGCCCAGGAACUGCCCCCUCGAAGGACCAAAAGUUCACAGUUGACCCAAGGAGCCCUUCAACUGUUCCCAUCCCCCCAGGAAGCUCCCCGUUCCUGGAGACCUUUCCUGGGUGUCCAAUAAAAGAU